Messenger RNA from Myxocyprinus asiaticus (Chinese sucker), 980 nucleotides. It is a transcript of the gene lhfpl5a, whose product is annotated as LHFPL tetraspan subfamily member 5a. The record is from RefSeq and is a predicted model, not a curated record. Gene Ontology annotation, biological process: detection of mechanical stimulus involved in sensory perception; sensory perception of sound. Bases 7 to 669 code for a protein of 220 amino acids. Gene Ontology annotation, cellular component: plasma membrane. Lineage: Eukaryota; Metazoa; Chordata; Actinopteri; Cypriniformes; Catostomidae. The transcript is spliced from 3 exons.
GCAAACAUGACUAAAAUGUUGUCUGCCCAAGAGGCCGCCAAGAUCUAUCAUACAAACUAUGUGAGAAACGCGAGGGCCGUUGGUGUGCUGUGGACAAUCUUCACUAUCUGCUUUGCCAUCAUUUGUGUGGUGGUGUUCAUUCAGCCCUACUGGAUUGGAGACAGUGUCGAUACACCUCAGUCGGGUUACUUUGGGCUUUUUCACUAUUGUAUUGGGAAUCCCAUCACAGGAGAGCUGGUGUGUAAAGGCAGUGCCCUGGACUUUGGAUCCAUUCCUUCUGGUGCCUUUAAAACCGCCAUGUUCUUCGUUGGGAUUUCUUUGCUACUAAUCGUGGGAACUAUUGUUUGCUUUAGUUUAUUCUUCUUCUGCAAUUCAGGCAGCGUGUAUAAGAUCUGUGCGUGGAUGCAGCUGGCAGCUGCAACUUGCAUGGUCAUAGGAUGCAUGAUCUAUCCAGACGGGUGGGACUCAGAAGAGGUGAAGCGGAUGUGUGGUCAGCGGACAGACAAGUACACACUGGGUAACUGCACAGUACGCUGGGCAUACAUCCUGGCCAUUAUCAGCAUUAUGGACUCCCUCACUCUCUCCUUCCUGGCAUUCGUGCUGGGCAACCGGCAAGACAAACUGCUGCCAGAGGACUUCCAGGCGGAGGAGAAGAAAGAGGAAGCAUGAAGGCCCCUGAACUACACAAUGGACCCUAUGGGGAUACAGGCCACUUUCAGGCCACCGACUCUGAAAUAUGCAGGACAAUAAGUAUUUUAAUUCACCACAGCGUUUGUAAAAGUAAUUGCCACCUAAGAGAUAACUCAAGUAACUUCACUAUUUCUAAGCACUAUUUCUAAUAUAUGUAAAGUGUAUCAAUCUGAUUAUUUUAUACUUUGUGAAACCGAGGCCAAAUGAAGGUAAUUUGUUAGGAGCAACUUAUGUGUUAACCAAGGGCGUAGCCAGGAAAUUACUUUUGGGUGGGCCUCAAUAAAAAUGGA